AUGCCGGGAUCACUUGUGCUCAGGCUGUCUCUACUAGCGAUAAUUUCAAAGGCCUUUGCGGGGGCAUUGGAACAGACAACAGCGAUUUACACGGCCCCAGGGGCGUUUCCAACCUCACUGUACUCGGAAUAUUACAAUAAUCCGACAGCGACGUCCGCCCAAGUCCAGCCAGUCAUAUCUGAUGCCGUUACCACCCCCACCCACUGCCACCCACCGCGUUACCCUCUAGAUUACACGCUCAGGCUUUCGCCCAAAUCCAGUCAAUUUCCACGAAUCCCAUCCUUCGGAGACAAUACCUGCGCACGAUGCCAGGCUGGCCUGGAAAUUGCAAAGUUUCUUGCUUUGGCUGCACCAGAGGAAGGUCCUGCAUUGGCCGUCGAGCUUUGUGAGGCCUUUGAUUUCACCACCUCCUGCUCAGCCACGUACAACAUUCUGGGACUGGGGUCAGUGAUUACCCAGGUCAUCGCUAACGCUGACGUUGGGGGCUACGAUGGACAGAUGCUUUGCUCGAACUUCCUGGGUCUCUGUGAACUUCCACCGACAUCGGCCUUAAACUUGACGAAUUGGUUUGCGAAGCCGAAACCAAACCCUCUACCUACACCCAAACAGCCCAGUGGAGAGCGCUUGAAAGUACUCCAUAUCUCUGACUUGCAUCUGGACCCUCGAUACGCAACGGGGUCUGAAGCGAAUUGUACGUCGGGCCUCUGCUGUCGCGCAGACAACUCGAACGCCGUUAGUCCAGAAACGCCGCUGUUCCCGGCUCCUCGUUAUGGCGCAUUCAAAUGCGAUUCCCCAUUCGCGCUUGUCUUGGCCGCCCUUGAAGCCAUUCCAGUUCUCACGGAAACCGAGGAGACCGGCUUCGCUUUUUCUUUGUACACAGGCGACUUGGUUUCGCAUGAUAAAGAUAACCAGUUGUCCCGUGACUAUACGAAGUGGACCGAGGCAACUGUGUAUGACUUGUUCAAGCGAAUGUUGGGCAACGGGGCUGUCUACCCAGCACUUGGAAAUCAUGAUAGCUAUAACCAAGCCCAAGAUGCUCCCCAUGCAAUCGGGCAAGGUCUUGCGCAGCAAUUCAGCUGGCGAGUAUCAUAUUCCGAUGUGCUUCCUGUGCCUUUUCUCACAUAUUAUUCUCUUAGGAAUUAUGACCAUGUUGCAGGUCUGUGGGAACACGAAGGUUGGCUAUCAUCAGAAGCCGCCAACCUUUCACGGGCACACUAUUCGGCGUACAUGGUCAAUCGGCAGGACGGGCUAAGGAUAAUCUCUUUGAACACGGAUUUGUGGUACAAAGCCAAUUAUUUCAAUUACAUCAACCUCACCGAUCCUGAUGUUAGUGGGAUGUUGAGAUUCCUAACCGACGAGUUACAGGAUGCCGAAGAUGCUGGUGAUCGAGUGUGGAUAAUCGGGCACGUUCUGAGUGGUUGGGACGGGUCGAACCCUUUGGAGAAUCCAACCAAUCUUUUUUAUCAAAUCGUCGAUCGGUUUACACCUCAUGUCAUUGCAAAUAUUUUUUUUGGCCAUACCCACGAAGAUCAGGUCUCGAUUUUCUAUGCCAACAAUGCGACGGACGCGAGCGCAGAGACAGCUGGCACGAUAGCAUGGAUAGGGCCAUCGCUGACUCCUAUCACGAAUCUAAACUCUGGUUUCCGUAUGUAUGAAGUGGACUCUGCUACAUUCGACAUUGUUGAUGCUCAUACGUGGAGGAGUGAUGUCAGCCAAUUCACUGCCCUUGACAAUCAGACCAAUGAGGGCCCAACUUACCUAUAUGAAUACAGUACUCGAGCAGUCUACGGUGCAAACAUAACUUGGGGCCAGACUGACCCAUUAAACGCGACGUGGUGGCAUCUUGUUACGGAAGCGAUGGAAGCCGACUCCUCGCUUGUUACGACUUUUCACACGCUGCAAGGUAAAACAUCCAUCAAAACAGGUAGCUGCGACGAAGCUUGUAUUGCGGCGACAAUUUGCUACAUUCGGAGCGGAUCGGCGAGUAUCGCAAAAGAAAAUUGCGAGUUGGGCUAUGGAUCUGUGCAAUCUUGA
Desarmillaria tabescens is the source of this 2034-nucleotide messenger RNA. Its product is annotated as Metallo-dependent phosphatase-like protein. Lineage: Eukaryota; Fungi; Basidiomycota; Agaricomycetes; Agaricales; Physalacriaceae. The transcript has 19 exons. Gene Ontology annotation, biological process: sphingomyelin catabolic process. Bases 1 to 2034 code for a protein of 677 amino acids. The record is from RefSeq and is a predicted model, not a curated record. Gene Ontology annotation, molecular function: sphingomyelin phosphodiesterase activity.